Molecule: messenger RNA, 522 nt
Organism: Penicillium verhagenii
Lineage: Eukaryota; Fungi; Ascomycota; Eurotiomycetes; Eurotiales; Aspergillaceae
Product: UPF0220 family protein
Exons: 4
Coding region: 1-522 (173 amino acids)
Biological process (GO): protein targeting to vacuole; late endosome to vacuole transport via multivesicular body sorting pathway
Cellular component (GO): fungal-type vacuole membrane; Vps55/Vps68 complex
Source: RefSeq, a predicted model, not a curated record
AUGGACGUCUCCAGCAACCGACUCUUCCGCUUCUCCAAGCCCGAAUGGCUGAACAACGCCGCCGUCCGCAACACAGGCGUCUACGUCUCCGGCGCACUGUUCGCCGCAGGCUUCUUCUUCCUUAUCGACGUAGCCUCCUUCUCGCAUAGCGCCCGUAAUGGCUCGGACGUGCAUAUCAAAUUCGUCGACUGGAUUCCUGGCAUUUGCUCCGCGCUGGGUAUGCUGGUUAUCAACUCCAUUGAGAAGUCGCGGCUGCAGGCCGAUAGCUUUAGUUACAGUGGGAGCGGGGUGGCCUGGAAGGCGCGCUUUGUGCUUUUCCUGGGCUUUGCGCUUUUAGCUGGUGGUCUUGCGGGGAGUGUGACGGUUAUGGUUCUCAAGUACCUUAUCAAGGACUAUCCUAUCCAGACACUUUACUUUGGUAUUGCCAAUGUUGUUGCGAAUGGAUUGGUUAUGUUGAGCUCUAUUGUUCUUUGGGUGUCGCAGAACAUGGAGGAUGACUAUACUUACAACCUCGCACUUUAA